AUGAUAAAGAGCAAUGGGAGACACAGUUUGACUAUGCUUAACCCUGAUUAAUCUUUGCAUAUGAUUUAAGUGGAGGAAUAUAAAAAUGGAAGUGAAAUAACUAGAGGUUUCGUUAGAUCUAAUGAUACUGAAAGUGAAUCCAAAGCCUAUUCUUUUCGUAGUUGGGAAACUGUAAAUCAACCAAGGAAAAAAUGGACUUCAAGACCUCAAAGAGUUUUUUGCAGGAAAUGCUAAUCUAAUGUUAAAACUCUCAUUAUCAAAUCUGUAACAAGAAAUUAGAAAUACUAUGCCUUGUCAAUAGCAAUAUGUUGUUUACCACUGGUUUUUUUGCCCUUUGUUUUCCCAUAAUGCUAUGAGUGUGCUCAUUAAUGCCCGGAAUGCAGUUAAAUACUAGGCAUCUAUAAUGUCAAUUGA
Messenger RNA from Stylonychia lemnae, 414 nucleotides. The record is from the annotation of a GenBank genome assembly. NCBI's taxonomy places the organism in Eukaryota, Ciliophora, Spirotrichea, Sporadotrichida, Oxytrichidae.